Sphenostylis stenocarpa is the source of this 975-nucleotide messenger RNA. The record is from the annotation of a GenBank genome assembly. NCBI's taxonomy places the organism in Eukaryota, Viridiplantae, Streptophyta, Magnoliopsida, Fabales, Fabaceae.
AUGGGGGUUGGUUCCCAGGAUGCAAUCAAGCAGUUUCAGGCAUUCAUUGACCAAGUUGAGGAGCCUUUGCGAACAACGUUUCAGAAUGUUCAUCAAGGAUAUGUCACCGAAACUUUAAUGCGGUUUCUAAAAGCAAGGGAUUGGGAUCCUUCCAAGGCCUAUAAAAUGUUGGUUGACUGUUUAAAUUGGAGAGUGCAAAAUGAGAUUGACCAUAUAUUAUCUAAACCAAUUGUUCCUGCUGAUUUAUAUAGAGCAGUGCGUGAUUCACAACUCAUAGGAUUGUCAGGUUACUCCAAAGAGGGUCUGCCUGUCUUUGCAAUCGGUGUUGGGCUUAGCACAUUUGACAAAGCAUCUGUCCAUUAUUAUGUGCAGUCACACAUUCAAAUUAAUGAAUACCGUGACCGUAUAAUCUUGCCUUCUGCAUCAAAGAAGCACAAGCGGACUAUUACCACUUGUAUAAAGGUUUUAGACAUGACCGGUCUGAAGUUAUCAGCCCUGAAUCAGAUUAAGUUGUUAACUAUUAUAUCAUCCAUUGAUGAUCUGAACUACCCUGAGAAGACAAAUACUUAUUACAUUGUAAAUGCUCCAUACAUAUUUUCAGCUUGUUGGAAGGUUGUGAAGCCACUUUUACAAGAGAGGACAAGAAAAAAAAUACAGGUUUUAUCAGGUUGUGGUCGAGAUGAGCUGUUGAAUGUCAUGGAUUACUCGUCUCUGCCACAUUUCUGUAAAAAAGAAGGCUCUGGAUCAUCCAGACAUUCAGAAACUGGAAGUGAAAAUUGCUAUUCCUUAGAUCAUCCCUUUCAUCAAGAGCUCUAUAACCACAUCAAGCAGCAAGCCAGACUCUGUGAACCUGUUGAACCUAUCAAACAGGGCUCAUUUCAUGUGGACUUUCCAGAACCUCCAGAAGAUGAAGUUGAGAUUGCCAAGACUAUAGAGUCAGAGUUACACAAGUUUGAGAACGGCAAUGGUGUCUAA